Messenger RNA from Dreissena polymorpha, 1404 nucleotides. Its product is annotated as glutaredoxin-3-like. The coding region runs from base 45 to 1031 and encodes 328 amino acids. NCBI's taxonomy places the organism in Eukaryota, Metazoa, Mollusca, Bivalvia, Myida, Dreissenidae. The transcript has 10 exons. The record is from RefSeq and is a predicted model, not a curated record.
GCAAAUUGUGGGCUAUUAGUGAUGAAUAACCGUUUAAAGAAAACAUGGCGACCCUCAAAGAAAUUCCAGAUGUUACUGGUUUUAGAAAUGCGAUUAAAGAAACCACUGGCCUUGUGGUGGUGCACUUCUCUGCCAGCUGGGCGCCUCAAUGUGGGCAGAUGAAUGAAGUGCUCUCUGAACUAGCCAAGGACCCAGGCUACAUUAAUGUUACCUUCAUUAAGUUGGAAGCAGAGGAUGUGCCUGAGAUUUCAGAAGAAUAUUCCAUAUCAGCCGUACCCACUUGUGUAUUUGUAAGGAGAGGUAAGCUCCUAGACCGCCUGGAUGGUGCAAAUGUUGCUGAGUUGACAAAGAAAGUGAAACUAUUGGCAUCCCAGUCUGAUGUGUCCGUCCCCUCAAUGCCAGAGCCACCUAAAGAGGAUCUCAAUUCAAGACUGAAGAGGCUCAUAAAUACAGAGGAAGUCAUGCUGUUCAUGAAGGGGAAUCCAUCGGAGCCAAAAUGUGGUUUCAGUCGUCAGAUUGUACAGAUUCUCAACGAGAACAACGUCAAGUUCGGCUCAUUUGACAUACUGGCUGAUGAGGAGGUCAGACAAGGUUUGAAGACCUAUUCCAACUGGCCCACAUACCCUCAGCUGUACUCCAAGGGAGAGCUGCUGGGAGGUCUGGACAUCGUGAAGGAACUAGCAGAGAGCGGGGAACUUAAGUCCCAGCUGCCUGCACAGCAGUCACUAGAUGACAGACUCAAGGGUCUUAUCAACAAGGCCCCUGUGAUGGUAUUUAUGAAGGGAGAAAAGGCAGUGCCAAGAUGUGGAUUCAGCAAGCAGACGGUAGCAAUCUUGAAUGAUACUGGGAUUGACUACGACACAUUUGACAUACUUUCUGACGAGGAAGUGCGCCAGGGUCUGAAGACAUUCUCGAACUGGCCUACAUACCCACAGCUCUACGUGAAGGGGGAGCUUGUUGGUGGGCUAGAUAUAAUCAAGGAGCUGCAGGAGUCAGGUGAACUUCUUACAAUACUCAAGGACGGUCAGUGAGCCAUACAGACCCCAUGCCAUGUUUGAACACUGAGAGAAAAUCACGUUAUUCUUCUGUCAUGUGACGUUUGACUAUCCAACAAGUGCUAGUGAACUUACGUUUAGACGUCAGCAAAGUUAUCAGAUCUUAUAAGUACUACAAAUUCGUGGAUGUGUGUUAUGCUGCUAUUUUAAACUGUGGUUUUGUAACUUUGUCUAUAGUGCAUGUUAUACAAUGUUCAUCAACUUCUGACUUCGUUCAUGUGUCAAUAGAGGUUUGAUGCAAAUAAUUGAAUUUCCUUUCAGAAGAUUGAAUUUACCAAUUGAAACAAAAAUUAAAUAUUGGUAUUAAUCACAUAUUCAGAACCAUGAAAUAUAUGUUUAAAACAAAUAA